UUUUAAAAGUCAUUUUCUCAUUAGUUAAUAAAAACUAUUUAAACACUCUAAAACUUUUAAUUUCGCCUGAUAGUAUAAUCGAGAUAGGUUGCAUGAAUACAUAAAUGGAUACUCGGAAACGAAACGUUUCGAAACAUGGAAACAUGAUUUUUGAUUUUUUUUGCUUUGAAAACGUUUUAGAAACGUCUAUAUAUAUGUAACUGAUUAAUAUUUGUAUUUAUUUUUAUUAUGUUUAGUAUAUUUUAAAAUAUAAAUAAACAAAUAAUCAUUCUAUUUAAUCAGACGAAAAUAAAAUAAAUCAUUAUUAAAAAUUCAAAAUAACAAAAACCCAGUACUUAGAUACUAAAUAGUUUAACUAAACUAGAAAUCAUAACAACAAGUCAUAACCAAUGAAAAAGUUCUAGCGUUUCUAAAACAGAAACACGAGUUUCUAAAAUAGAAAGACAAAAAUUUAAAAAAACGAGUUUCCUGUAGUUUCCAAGAGAUUCCAAUUCGGAAACGACUUCCAUGCAACAUAUAUCGAGACUAAAAAGGAAUUUUCCCAUGGAACUAAUUUGCGUAUUAUUUAAUUUUUCUGAUAAUCUUUUCAAAAAAUGAUCCAUAUAUAAAGCCGGCGCCUCUAUAAGAGCAACUCCAGCGAGAUCUUCCUUUUCUCUCUCUCUAGAGGUCUUGUGUUGUUUUAGAGGAGCAAGCUCAAGUCAAGUAAUGCAAGACUCACAAGAAUCAUCGGAAUCAAUGGAUUCGUCUGCAACUAUCAACGGCCAGGACGGCGGCGAUUUAGAUGAACAAGACCCAUUUGACAAUAACGAGUUCCUCAACCACGCUUGGCUCUACAAUAUCGCAAUCCCAGACAAUCUUUAUCCUCAAGAUGCGAAUCCUCAUCCGUUAUCUCCACCACGACUUACUCACUUCACGUUUCGAUGGCAAGAGAUCUUAGACGGAACACAAAACCUCCACAACACGAACUUGCUCCGUCGAGGCGACUCCAGCCAAGUCUAUCUCUGCGAUUUCCCAAGAUUUGAUAAGGUCGGAGCUGCAAAGAUUCGAGAUUUACAAGACGGAGAGGCUCACCCUGAGUUCGUGGCAGAGAUCAAAGCCUUACACAGAGCUAAUAACCCGAACGUGGUCAAACUUCUCGGCAAAUGUGUCAACCGCGAACACUGCGUCAUCGUCCACGAGUUCAUACCAAAAGGCUCUCUCGAUCACUACCUCUUUGCUGGUAAUAAAACCAAUCAGGUUUUGGAUUGGUACACAAGGAUGAGAAUCGCAGUGGGUGUAGCUGAAGCUCUUGUUUACGUACACGAGGAGUUGAAGAUGAUUCACAGAGAUGUUAGGGCUUCCAAGGUUUUACUUGAUGAGGAUUUUAUGCCGAAGCUGAGUGGUUUUGGAUUAGCGACAAGAAUCGUUGAAGAUGAAGCUGGUGUUGAGCAGCAGAGCGAGAUCAGUAGGAUCAAGGGAAGUACGGGAUGCAUAGCACCCGAAACAGAGUGGUUCGGUUUGGUUUCGAGCAAGUCUGAUGUCUACAGCUACGGAGUUUUCCUGUUGACGCUUUUCACUGGAAGGAAAGCUUUUGAUAUUGAAGAACUUGGUCCAGCAAGGACGCUCACUGAUUGGUUAAUGCCAGUAUUGAACAUAGAAGAGUGUAUGCCUCUGGUUGUUGAUGCUGCGCUGGCUAGAUGGUUUUCGGCUGAAGGUUUGGUCAGAUUAUUUCAUGUGGCGAGGAUGUGUUUGGACCAAGAGGUAGUCGCACGGCCUACUAUGCGUUUCGUGGAGUUGAUGGUUCGUCACGCUGCAGAUUAUGAGGCCCUAGAGUGGCUCCCAGUGACCAAGAGGUCUUCGAUUUAGGAAGUUUUAUAGGCUGCUUUUUUUUUUUGGUUUUCAUGAAAAGCAGCAUUAUAUAGUUAGUUGUUUGGAUGUGUAGCUGGUGAUUUUCAACUGUUCUUUUAUAUAUGAUUUGAGAUGAGAUCAGGUUGUGAACUUUUGAGACAAUGCCAUCUGUUAAUCAACGUUUGAGAUUGUUUGCCUUUUAUCUCCCUGUUCUUACCUUUGGAAUUUUAUUAGGCUUCGAUGCGUAGAUUUGGAUUCAAGUCAAGUGGAUCUGAUGAAUGAUUCUACAACUUUACAAGUCAUGUUGUAAAAGUUCUGGACUCUUGCUCAUACAAUACAGCGAGAAGCUUCUUGUGCAAGUAAGCUUUACUUGCAGAUCUUCUUUGGUUGUCACAAUAGAUAGAAUUAGGGUUAACAUCCAAGUUAAUUUAAAAAAAGAGGUUAACAUCCAAGGAGUUAUGUGACCAUGGAGGA
This is a messenger RNA of Brassica rapa (field mustard), 2301 nucleotides long. Its product is annotated as probable serine/threonine-protein kinase PBL5. The record is from RefSeq and is a predicted model, not a curated record. Gene Ontology annotation, biological process: protein phosphorylation. NCBI's taxonomy places the organism in Eukaryota, Viridiplantae, Streptophyta, Magnoliopsida, Brassicales, Brassicaceae. Gene Ontology annotation, molecular function: protein kinase activity; ATP binding.